AUGUGGAGGCCAAGGGAAAGCCGUCAGCUGCAGGAGAGCCACCCAUCACCGGCCUGCACGGAUCUCAAUGACCACAUAUGGUCUCUCCACUCGACAGCGCUGCAUGGAAUCAUACUGGCUUUCAAAAUCAAGAAGAAAGAAUGGGAGGCAUCAAGGAAGGAAGCUCACACCCACUUGAAGCUCGACGGAAUAAGGCCGUUUCUGUCGUUCUUAUGGUUCUGUUCUCGUGCUGGACGAAGCGAUAAUGGAGACGACAUCCUCGGGACCGUCCACCAGGCCACCGUUGCCGACUCGGCGGCCUACGAAACGCCUGUUGUUCGACAGGCGCUACGCUUCGAUGAGUGGAAGGAUCCUUCAGAAGAAGCUUUAGCUGGUGGUCGAGGAAUGUUUUGCAUUUUGCCGAUCGCGAAGUCAAUGCUGAAUGUCGCAUCGUUGUCGAUCAGUCUUGCAGCAGAUUUUGUGAUCAAAGCUCUUAAGUCUCCUAUUCAACUUUCUCAACAAGAAUUGCAUGCUAACCUGUGUAGUCAGUUUCAUAAGCUAGCACUUAAUAUGCAGGGAUGGAAUCUUAAGUUGAUAACCUUGGGUAAUAGGAGACAAAAUGCCAUGAACUCUGAAGAGGUUCCUACAAACUGAACCAAUCCCUCGGCUGCAUCAUGCUGCAACUCAAUGGAUUCUGUUAUGAUGAACUAUUGGAGUAUGAUGUUUGUUUGAGAUGUAAAUGAAGAUUUACAUUUCAUUCGAGGAAGUUACUGAAUCUUGUGAGAAGACUAUGUGAUUACAAGGAUAUGCAUGAUUGAUUGAGCCAA
Molecule: messenger RNA, 806 nt
Organism: Musa acuminata AAA Group (dessert banana)
Lineage: Eukaryota; Viridiplantae; Streptophyta; Magnoliopsida; Zingiberales; Musaceae
Exons: 6
Coding region: 1-633 (210 amino acids)
Source: RefSeq, a predicted model, not a curated record